AUGGGAAGCCGAGCAUUACUUGUGCUAGCACCAGCAUUUUUAUCUGAAAGUAUUCUGCUCAAUCACAUCUCAAGAUCUGGAUUUCAUCAACUCCUUACACAGAAUGAAAAGAGGGUUAGGGUUGGAGGUCGCAACUACUCGAUUCAUUCCAAUUUGGAGCGACCCAAUGUGACCCGUUUAGCAGAAACCGCCCGUAUCUCUCUCACUCCACAAGAGGCUGAAGAGUUUGCUCCCAAAAUUCAGCAAGUAGUAGACUGGUUUGGGCAACUCCAAGAUGUGGAUCUUCAAAGUAUUGAACCAGCUAUUCGUGCAGAUACUGAAGCAGGAAGCUUUCGUGAAGAUAGUCCUGAAACAUUUGAGAAUAGGGAUGCUAUUAUAGCUGCUGUCCCAAGUUAUGAGGCGCCUUACAUUAAAGUCCCCAAAGUCUUGAACAAGGAUUAAUACAAUUAGAGGUUAGCAGUUAGUAGUGCAUUCAAAAGAAACAAAUUUUGUUUAAAAAUCCAUGCCUAGACAUGCUUACUGCCCCUGUUUAUUUAUAUUUUUUGAUCAAGUAUUGUCAAUGAUGUUUAAAAUAUUAAAGAGCCAAUCGAAGUGAAGGACCAUCUCUAGUGAUCCGGC
Lactuca saligna is the source of this 618-nucleotide messenger RNA. NCBI's taxonomy places the organism in Eukaryota, Viridiplantae, Streptophyta, Magnoliopsida, Asterales, Asteraceae. The record is from the annotation of a GenBank genome assembly.